Messenger RNA from Myxocyprinus asiaticus (Chinese sucker), 5290 nucleotides. RefSeq names its product GRB10-interacting GYF protein 2-like. Gene Ontology annotation, molecular function: protein binding. Lineage: Eukaryota; Metazoa; Chordata; Actinopteri; Cypriniformes; Catostomidae. Gene Ontology annotation, biological process: insulin-like growth factor receptor signaling pathway. The coding region runs from base 275 to 4318 and encodes 1347 amino acids. Gene Ontology annotation, cellular component: vesicle; membrane; proximal dendrite. The transcript is spliced from 30 exons. The record is from RefSeq and is a predicted model, not a curated record.
AUAUCUUUUUCAUCUCAAACUGAUUACACACUCAACUUCCCGACUAAAGGAAAAGAUACAAAUUUAAUUAGUAAUGUUUUGAGAAAUAAUGUGGUGUUCAAGUAAGCUGUUUAGUGACAGGCAAAAUCAGUGGGAAGCAGCUUUCACGUUAUUUUUAAAAAGUGGCUGACCUGUACUGCAUAGAUAUAGAUAUAGCCUACUUUACGACCAAUUAUCAGGCAACAUGCAAAUGAUGAAUUCUCCAGAAAACUAUGAGGAUCGACUUUAAAGGAAAAUGGCAGAAACCCAGACACUUAACUUCGGUCCAGAAUGGCUCCGUGCCCUGUCUGGUGGAGUGGGUAGCAGCAGCGUGGCCUCCCCUCCGCUUUCACCUGCAUUGCCAAAGUAUAAACUCGCAGACUACCGCUAUGGGCGAGAAGAGAUGCUUGCACUUUAUGUUAAAGAUAACGUGAUUCCGGUAGAUCUUCACGAUAAGGAAUUUCUACCUAUUUUACAAGAGGAUCCCCUGCCACCAUUGGCAUUAGUCCCUUUUACAGAGGAAGAACAGAGAAAUUUCUCCAUGUCUGUAAACAGUGCAGCAGUUCUCCGUUUGACAGGAAGGGGAGGGGGGACGCUAGCAGGAGCACCCAGAGGCCGUAGUUCCUCACGGGGUCGAGGGAGGGGAAGAGGAGAUGUUGGGUUUUACCAAAGAAGUUUUGAUGAUGUGGAAGGAGGUUUUGGCCGCGGGUUGAGAGAGAUGCAUCGCUCCCAGAGCUGGGAGGAGAGGGGAGACAGAAGGUUUGAAAAGCCGGGUCGAAAAGAUCCAGAUGGUGCACCAGCCCAAUUUCCACUCAAUCACAUAAGGGCAAACUACGAGGAUGCUGGUGCAGGCAAUGCUCGAAAGCACGAGUUCAUACGCUCAGAGAGUGACAACUGGCGCGUGUCUCGAGAGGAGCAGAAUGGAGAGGAUGAUGACGUGGGCUGGAGGCUAGCGGGGUCUCGUCGGGAUAAUGAACGAUGGUGCCCCCCAAGUCCAGACGGCCAGCGGUCAGCAGGGUGGCGGGAACACCCAGAGCAACGGCGGCGCUUCCCAUUCGAUGCAAGGGAGGAGGAGCAUGCCGGUUACCGCAGACCUCGAUCGGGCACAGGAAGUGUAGAGGAGGAGAGAGACAGCUUGCCAGAAUGGUGUCUUGAAGAUGCAGAAGAGGAGACGGGUACAUUUGACUCCUCUGGGGCCUUCCUCUCACUUAAGGUGAGAAUGUUGGAAAAAGCUCCUAAGGAGCCAAUCCUGGAAGAGGCGGAGCUGGACUUCCGGCCACUGGAGGAGAAUGGAGAAUACACAGAAAAGGAUGACAGUGAAUUAGAACAAACCAAAGAUACUGACAUAGACGCAAGACACAAUGGUGAGAGCAAUGAAGAAGGCAGUGUAUCGGAAGAGGCAUCACCGGUAGCUAUACCGUUGACAAAAGUGGUAACACCUCCCAAGCCUGCGACUCCAGCACCCCUUCCAAUAGUGCAGCCAGAGCAAGCUGAAGAAAGUGAGAGACCGCUUGAGAGAACAGUCGUUCCAGAACUCAGACCUGAACCCAGUAAAGCACCACUACACACAACCUUACCCAACAGCCUAGUGGAGGCCUUUUCCAUACCACAUGUCACAAACGCACUCCCAGAUCUUCCAGUGCCAACACCUUCAGUGCUGCCUGCCCAGUCAGUGCCCACUCAGACCCAGCAGCUCAAGCCUCUGGAGAUGCCAGUGCCAGUGGCUCCACUUCUCCCCCACUCCACGGGCAUUGUGGGCCCUAUCGGCCGGCCCUCUUCCCUGCCCACUGACCUGGAUGAGGAUGAGGGACUCAAGCACUUCGAGCAGGAAGCUGAGAAAAUGGUGGCAUACCUACAGGACGGAGGUGUGGACGAUGAGCGUCUGGCUGCCAAGAUCGGCCCCAAACCCACAGCUCUUCCCAUUACCCAUGAGGCUGCAUUUAAAUGGUUUUAUAAGGAUCCACAGGGAGAAAUCCAAGGGCCGUUUAGUAACCAGGAGAUGUCUGAGUGGUUUCAGGCAGGUUAUUUCACCAUGACACUGCAGGUGAAGCGAGGCUGUGACGAAAUGUUCCAGCCCCUGGGAGAGAUUAUGAAGAUCUGGGGAAGAGUGCCCUUCACCCCCGGUCCCACGUUACCUCCCAUGCUGGGAGAUGCAGAACAAGAGAGGCUGAAGAGGCAGCAGGAAAUUAAUGCUCUAAAUAUGUAUCAGCUACAGCAGAUGCAAUAUCAGUACCUACUCAGGCAACAGUAUGCGCAGGCUCUGGCACAGCAGAAGGUUUUAAGUUCUGCCCCUCCUCCUCCCCAACAUCAGCAGCUCAAUCUCCUCCUCCAUCAGGCACUCAAGAUCAGAACACCGGAGCCGCAACAGAGCCUCUUGCCUCCUGUCACACGUUCCAUGUCGGUUCCAGAUUCAGGUUCCGUUUGGGAAAUGCAGAACCCGUCCACUCAAGCGUCAUGUUCUACAAACAUGCAGCCAGCUGCUCCCAGCACAUGGGAAGGGAGCAGUGUAUGGGAUUUGCCACUAGACUCCAUGACUCAAGCGUCUUCCAUUGAACAGAUGCAGCUGGAGAAAGCCAAAUCUCUGAAGCUUGAGAUGGAGAGACGGGAGGCAGAGCUUCGGGCUAAAAGGGAAGAGGAAGAGAGGAAGCGACUGGAAGAGGCGCUGCGUGCCAGACAGGAAGAGGAGCGGAAACGCUUGGAGGAGGAAGAGCUGGCACGACGCAAACAGGAGGAGGCUCUCCAGAGGCAGCGGGAGCAGGAGGAGGCGCAGCGGCGGCAGAAGAAGGAAGAGGAGGAAAGAUUAGCUCAGGAGGAGGCGCUCCGCCGGCUGGAGGAAAAGAGAGAAGAGGAGGAGAGGAGACAAAGGGAAGAAUUCCUUCGCAAACAGCAGGAAGAGGAGCGGAGGAAACAGGAAGAACUGGAAGCUCUGAGGCGACGUGAGGAAGAGAAGCGGCAAGAAGAGGAAGCAGCAGCAGCGUUGGCAAAGCAACAGCAGGAGGAGCAGAAAAAGAGAGAGCAGGAGGCGCAGAAGCAGCAGGAGUUACAGAGGCAGCGGCAGCAGCAGCAGGAGGCGCUCCGCAGACUGCAGCAGCAGCAGCAACAACAGCAGCUCGCACAGAUGAAGCUCCCCUCAUCCUCUAAGUGGGGUCAACAGGCAGCCACAGCAAACAGUCUCUCUCAGUCUCAGAAUGCCUUGUCGCUCUCAGAGAUCCAAAAACUGGAGGAGGAGAGAGAAAGGCAAGCACGAGAGGAGCAAAGACGACUGCAGCAGGAGCUCCAGAGGGUCCAGCAGCAGCAGCAACCUCAGGCCAAGCUCUCUGGCUGGGGAAACGUGCCCAAGCAGACGGCUGCUACUAAAUCCCUGCUGGAGAUCCAGAGAGAGGAGGCACAGCAGAUGAAACAACGGAAAGAACAGCAGACACCGCAACAACAACCGCUGCAGCAGCAGCAGCAGCAGCAGCAACAACACACAACCAUCACCCAACAAAAUCGCACACAGAACCGAACAACCAUCAAUGCAUCAGUGUGGGGGUCUGUCAGUAAUGCCGGGUCACACUGGGUGAUGGACAGCAGUGUGUGGGGUGACGCUCAGAACUCUAAUAUUGGUUUCUGGGAUGAGGCAGUAGAGGCUGCCCCACCUCCGUCUACACGCAAGAGCCACAAUCUGAAAAACAAGGGUAACGCUAACCUCAGUAAUAGCAGCGGUGGUAAAGCCAGUAAAAAGGUAGAAGAGGAAGAGAAGCUACUGAAACUGUUCCAGGGAGCCAAUAAGAAUCAGGACGGUUUUAUGCAAUGGUGUGAACAGACUCUACACACUCUCAACACGGCUAAUAACCUUGACGUCCCCACCUUUGCGUUGUUCCUGAAGGAAGUGGACUCGCCAUACGAGGUGCACGACUAUGUGCGAGCUUACCUGGGGGACACGCCACAGGCCAAAGACUUCGCCAAGCAGUUCCUGGAGCGCCGUGCCAAACAGAACGCUAACCAGCAAAAACCUCAGCAAGUCCAGCAGCAAAAACAGCAGGACUCCAUGUGGGGAAUGAGCCAAGUGUCACAGUCAGUCCUUCAACAACAACAACAGCAGCAGCAGCAGCGGUUUGAGACAGUCACCUCCGGCAAGAAGAAGAAGAAACAGAAGAUGGUACGAGCCGACCCAAGCCUUCUAGUGUUUCUUCAAGAAACACACCUUUCCCCACAGGAAGCUGAAAAAUUUGGGAAGAUAUGGGGUGCACAUGUUUUCCUUGGUGUUGGCUUGAGUAAGAGCAGAGGACUCAUUACAUUGGCUGUGUAUUUUGGGUGAUGGGGCAGUCCUGAAUAUGGGUGAUGGAUAUAUAGAGAGCUGAGUCAUGACCGGUGUGAUGAUUGGCAGGCAGGUAAUCCUCAGGGGAUGGAGGUCGAUUGUCCGAUUUGGUUUGUCCGUGGGGAUGGUGUUGUUCUUGUUCACCUUGCCUUUCUUACUCUAGAUGUACUGCUGACCCAUGGGUCUAAAACUCAUUUUCAGUUUAGUGUCAUACGUCCAUAAAACCUUCUUCCAGGACUCCACAGGUCUUUCCAAAUUCCUUCUUGAAUAUUCAAGUCAACAUUUCCUUUGGUGAAGUUUUGCUUUCUUCCACACCCAAGAAGAUUGCUGUUGUACCAUAUUUUAAAAAUGUAUGAAUGGUGCUGCCAACUUUGUCUAUUGGAAAUUGAAGUGCCAUGGAAAUGUUCUUUUAGCCAUGACCUUUCUUGUGUAAUGAAAUAAUCUCCUCUAUUAGCUUUUGUGACAGCUUAUUUUUAAAUGCUUUUUUUUGCAUAGAAAUAUAUUUUUGCUUAUGACACUAAACUUAAAAUGUAAAACUUAAGUGCCAUUGUAGAGUCAUUAUAGAGAAAAUAAAGCCUAUUUAUUUUUAGAAUCAUUAAGAUUAUUUGCAUUGUGACAUUAUUUUCAUGGCAAUAAAGCAUCCGCUUUCACUGUAUUCUUAUAAACGAUGCAAAAAAAAAAAAAAAAAACACAUUCUCAUUACUGUUAUAUGAACGAAAAAUUUAUAUAUUUAAUUUAAACAUUGAUACAUCAUGGUAUUAUUUGUUGAGCUUCAUGAAAUUAUGCUGAUUUCAAUGAAAUUGAAAUGUUAGUGUUUAAACCUCUUAAUUUUCUUAAUGCAGCAUUAUUUAACACUUCAUUUUUAUUUAUUGAAAAAAAAAAAAGAAAGAAAUCUUUACUUUGAUUCUGGGAUGAAAUAUGACCUGUACAUGUUUUUAAUGAGAUUCACCUUCUAAUGGGUGUUCUUUUUCU